Molecule: messenger RNA, 3936 nt
Organism: Grus americana (Whooping crane)
Lineage: Eukaryota; Metazoa; Chordata; Aves; Gruiformes; Gruidae
Gene: ARHGAP19
Product: Rho GTPase activating protein 19
Exons: 12
Coding region: 21-1508 (495 amino acids)
Biological process (GO): regulation of small GTPase mediated signal transduction; signal transduction
Cellular component (GO): cytoplasm
Molecular function (GO): GTPase activator activity
Source: RefSeq, a predicted model, not a curated record
GGCGGAGCGGCAGGUAUGAGAUGGCGGCGAGAGCACCGGUGCCCAGCGGGCGGCGCGGCGGCAGUGAUGCCAUUUGCAAUUUUGUCAUUUGCAAUGACUCCUCCCUCCGUAGCCAGCCGAUCAUCUUCAAUCCUGACUUCUUCGUGGAAAAGCUGCGCCAUGAAAAACCAGAGGUGUUCACAGAGCUCGUUGUCAGCAACAUUACCAGGCUCAUUGACUUGCCUGGGGCAGAGCUGGCCCAGCUUAUGGGAGAGGAGGACCCAAAGCUGCCUGGGGCAAACAGCACAGCCUCUGGAUUUUUUCGUUCUCUGAUGUCUCUGAAGCGCAAGGAGAAAGGGGUGGUGUUUGGCUCGCCACUGACAGAAGAAGGCAUCGCACAGGUCUCCCAGCUAAUUGAGUACCUGCACAAAAAUCUAAGAGCAGAAGGCUUGUUUCGGGUGCCAGGCAACAGCAUCAGGCAACAGAUCCUAAAGGAUGCUCUGAACAGUGGUACUGAUAUUGACCUGGACUCUGGGGAGUUUCAUUCCAACGAUGUGGCCACCCUGCUUAAGAUGUUCCUGGGUGAAUUGCCAGAGCCCCUGCUGACACACAAGCACUUCCAUGCCCACCUCAAAAUUGCAGACUUGACACUGUUUGAUGAGAAGGGGAAUAAGACCAGCAUGCCAGACAAAGAGCGUCAAAUCGAAGCCCUGCAGCUGCUGUUUUUGAUCCUUCCCGCACCCAACCGCAGUCUGCUCAAACUGCUGCUGGACUUGCUCUACCAGACCGCCAAGAAGCAGGACAAGAACAAGAUGUCUGCCCACAAUCUUGCCCUCAUGUUUGCACCCCACAUCUUAUGGCCCAGAAAUGUGACAGCAAAUGACCUUCAGGAGAAUAUCACGAAGCUAAACAAUGGAGUGACCUUCAUGAUCAAACACUCUCAGAAACUCUUCAAGGCGCCAGUGUACAUCCGGGAGUGUGCCAGGCUGCAUUACCUGGGAUCCAGAGCCCACACAUCAAAGGAUGACCUGGAUUUGCUCACAUCUCCUGGCUCCAAGGAGUUGCAGCCCCUCAAGUCUCAGAAGCGGAGCCGACUGGACACUUGCCAUCAGGAGGAGACCCAGCAGCGCACAGAGGAGGCACUGAAGGAGCUCUUCCGCCAUGUCCACAAUAUGCCUGACUCCGCAAAGAAGAAGAAGCUCAUCCGGCAGUUUAAUAAGCAUCCUACAGCUCUCACUCCUGGCUCUGAUGUACCCACAUCCCCAGCACCACGACGCACCCGCUCGCGCUCCUUCAGCGGCCUCAUUAAGCGGAAAGUUUUGGGAACCCCAGUUAUCCUGGAGAGGAAGAGCAGGGAUGCCACGCCGGAGCCUGAGCGAGUCAGCAAAGAGAAUGUCCACCUGUUACAGAAAUGUGGAUCUCCAGCUCACAUGUCCCAAGUGAAGCUGAAAUCUCUGGAGGGCCGGAAAGAGGAAUCCUGUAGACGCAUGCGAGCACACCUGCUUUCCAAGGAUUCAUCAUCCCUCUGAACCGCCUCGCACCAGUGCAUGGGUGGGGAAUGCCCAGCCUCACAAGCUGUGAAUAUUGUGCUGCACCGAGAGGGAGGGGAGUGCUGCAGGCUCACGGCAACCCUCACCAACACGGCAGCGCUCUUGAAACUGGACCUUUGCAAAGACUGCAGGGACUUGUUUCUUUCUGUAUAUAAAUUAUAUUUCAUUCUACUAUGGGGCAAACCACUAUCUAACCAAAACUUGUGCAGCAUGUCUGACCUGCUGGCUCUGGGAAGAGCUGGAGUGCUUGCUUACAAGGAGAGCCCUGUGCAUUGCAGGGCCCUGUGCGCACUCCCAGCUUUCUGUGCAACGUUGCUAGGCUGUAUCUUUUGCUUUUGUGCUCUGAGUUUUUAACACAUUGGCUUCUUUUUGCUCCCUCCCCUCUGUGAGCAGUGAGAACGAUAGACUCCAACCUUCAUUCGUAUCCUGACAGCUAACCUUAUGCCCAGGCCUCUUCUGGAGCCAUGGCCUCUUCUGCUUCCUCUGGGCUCCGUUUUGCCCUGCUCUCCCCAAAAAGGGCUGGAGUGCACAAAUGGUGCAGAGCACAGGAUGGGCCUGGGAGAAAAGGAGAGGUUCUGGGUGCUAUCAUUUCAAGUGGGGCCAGGGGAAAGCAGCUUCCCCAAUAAAUUCAUCCCUCUGUUUCAGCUUGAGCUGGAGGGCAGCUCUUGCUCACUGCCUUCACAUUUCUGUGGCUUUGGUUCAAGAUAUCUGGAUGCCUGGUCAGGCAACUGGGUGAUUAGUCAUUAAACUGGGGAAAAGGGCUGGAGCUGGGUUCAGCUGUUAGGCCUGAGCUGCAGAAAUGAGAUGAAACCAUCUAGAUAUGGGAUAAACCCCCAUCACAGCUGGCCAGUGUCAGCUGUCUUGUUAAGCUAAAAUGCUCCUGUAAGCCAAUCUUGCCAAGUACCUGUCUGCAAGCACUCUGGGGUAGGAAACACACAGGGUCACUACUGUGAAAUAAAGAUUUAAUCAGCUGGGGAACCAUCUAAACACUUCUCAGCCCUUCUCAGUGAAGCAAAUAAUCUCUGGAAUCCAAUUAUAAUUGUCUUCUAAUCUUUAAGAACCAGCAACUGGCAGGAGUUAGAGCUCUGUCCUUGACAGCUUUCUGAGACAACUGGUGGCAGGAGGUGUGAAUAUUGGGAUGUGAGCAGGGAGUUCAGUCCGACUGGCUAGAGCUGUCAAAACAGCUUCUGAGCCCUGUGCAGCUUAGCUGGAAUUUGUCACUUUUUUAACUGUGACUUUUUUUAGAUACAAAGCUAUGUGCCUCAUGCUGCUUUGUCCAAAGGGAUAUUCCUGAUACUUUAUUGGGUGUGCUUGUCCCCAGUCUGACCCCAAACUGGAGGAACAGCUUUGAAAAUGUAGGGGGUAGCGGGACUGUAGAUGUGUGAGUUGAGAGUUGCUGGUGUUAGGAGCCUCUGUUGCAGCAAAAAAAGACCUCUGGUUCUUCAGGGACUGGGCAGGCGAGGAUGCUGUGAGGCAGGGCAGAGGCUGUUUGCUGCGGUAGUAGUAUGUGCUUUUUGGAUGUGUCUGUAAUCGUUCCCUCCGGAGGCUGAAGCUGUCUAUGUGCUCUUCUCUAAGGGCAUGGCAUGUUUUGCUGACUGCACUUCUACCCUGCCCCUGCAGUCUGCUGUUAGCAGAGACCUGGGGAUCUCGGCUUUGCCUCUGAGCAGGGAUGAGGCAGAGCCGAAGGUCAAGCAGCAGCACAGGGAGAGCUGAAUGUGGUCCUGCUACCUCUGCUCUUGCCUGCAUCAGGGGCAGUUGCUGGGUGAAGCAUUUGUUCAUCCCAUCCCUCUCUCCAUUGCCCCUAGCUUACUUGGGGAGAUAUCUCUGUAUGGGUGUUGGCUUGGCAAGGCAAUCUUGUUCCUAAGACUAAAUACACUGCUCCUGUAUAGAUGAAAGUAACUUUUCUUACUGAUGGCUCUCGCUCAGGGACUCUGGCUUCUGGCACAGCUCAGAUUUGCUUAGCUCUGAGAAAAAUUAUCUAUGGGGCAUUAGCCCAGCAUUCUGCAUGUCUCAGAAGCCUUCCCUGCCAAAGGAGUGGGUGCAGUCUCCAGACAGCAGUCCCAGGAGGGGUUCGGUGCCCUGGGCUGUCCUCCCUAUGCAGAGGAUGGUGAUGGCUAAUGGAUUCAUCCUCUAGGACCCUUGGCUGUUGCAGUCCCAAUGUGUUCACACUGUCUCACAGGCAAGGGGGAGUUUUAGUCAUGCUUGGAUGUGUCUCAUUUGUCUGCCCUGUACAAUGACUCACAAGGAUGCUUCCUCCCAGAGCAGCCACUAACUGUUCCCAGAGUCUUGUCAUUUCCAAAGUAUUUCUAAUCUUUGUUCUUAUUUAUAUAUGCUAUGUAUCUGCUGUUUCAGACUGCUGCCUUUCUGUGUGUUCAUGUGAAAACCCCAUAUUAAAUGCUUUUAUUUU